AGCCAUAACAGAUCAAACUAAAACUCAGUUGUAUCCCGCCAUCACACAAUGUAUCUCCUUACGCUGAUCUUUGGGAUUGUUUUCCAUAAAGCCUACACCCUGAAAUGUUAUGAGUGUGUACUGGGAAACUCAGGAACUUGCACAGACACAACUAAAGAAUGUCCCUUAAGUGGUCAGCAGUGUGGAGCGCUGAGAGUCCUCUCAUAUGCAGGUGGUUCAAAACUUGUUGAUCUCAAUGUGAAAUCGUGUGCUUUGGCUGACGAAUGUAUUGAGGGCUCAGUGAACUUUGGAAUCUCCAGAACCGUCAUUACCAGCAAGUGCUGCACCUCCGACCUCUGCAACACCCAGCCUCCUGCUGAACCGAGUAAAUCUAAUCCCAAUGGUAAAAAGUGCUUCAGCUGUGAUGGUCAAAAGUGCACCGCAACUCUAAACUGCGAGGGGAAUGAGGACCACUGCAUCUCAGCAGCAGUGAACACAGGAGGUGUACAGACUACCGUGAAGGGCUGUGCCUCCAAGCAGAUCUGCUCAAAUACGGCAAAUCCACAGAUUUCAGGAGCCAUUGGACCAGAAAUUAGCUGCUGUCAGGGUGACUUCUGCAACAGCGCCAGCAGCACAAGUGCUGGCCUUCUGCUCCUGGUGGCACCGUUGUUCUCUUUGGUCAUGUUCUCUUAACUGGUGGAGUCGCCAGCAUCACUGCUCAGCGUUUUCAUCCGCAUGGCCUCUUAGUGCUCCGCCCCUUUCUUUAUCCUUUCAAACGACAUGUGAGGAAGUAGACAGUUUAGCAUUUCCUUUGUCUCAUGCCUCAUACAGAUUUAACCUGCUUAUUUUCUUUUUUACUUGUUGCCUAUGAUUGUCUUGUAAAGAAUUGACUUGCAAGAGCUCUUAUUUUUUUCCUGAAGUAAAAUGAGGAAAAUAUAAGAAACAUGUCAAUGCACAUUUUUUGUUCGGAGCGCUAUUACUAACCUGAAAUCUGUUUUCAAUUGUUUUUUUAAGUUUAAGUUAGGUUUUUCAGAAAUAUAAAUAUUACUGAUGAA
Molecule: messenger RNA, 1034 nt
Organism: Micropterus dolomieu (smallmouth bass)
Lineage: Eukaryota; Metazoa; Chordata; Actinopteri; Centrarchiformes; Centrarchidae
Product: urokinase plasminogen activator surface receptor-like
Exons: 5
Coding region: 49-672 (207 amino acids)
Source: RefSeq, a predicted model, not a curated record